This is a messenger RNA of Diaporthe amygdali, 216 nucleotides long. RefSeq lists its product as uncharacterized. The transcript has a single exon. Lineage: Eukaryota; Fungi; Ascomycota; Sordariomycetes; Diaporthales; Diaporthaceae. The record is from RefSeq and is a predicted model, not a curated record. Bases 1 to 216 code for a protein of 71 amino acids.
AUGACUUCCAUCGAAGACCUAGAAUCAAAAUUGGCCGAGGUUCAAGCAAUGCUUACUGCAAAAGGCACAAAUAUGUCAAAGAAGCAGUGGCUAAUCGAGUGGAAGAUACUCCGGGAGGAACUCGCCGAAGCGAAACGGACAUCAGCACCAAAAAAUAUAGCAGCCCCAGAGAGCAAGUCUGAAGACCAACAAAAAGCCGCUUCAGACGUCACCUGA